CUGGAGGAGGUGAUGCUGACUCUUUUAGAGACAUUAGCAGCGAUGGAAGCAGUGACUCUGAAAUGGAAAAUGAAUCUAAAUAUUCAGGGAAUCGGUCUAAACACUGUAUUUCACGCCAUUACAUGAUUGGGAUGAACAAACUCUCCUCAGAUGGUAAACAUAGAAACUUGCGAAAUGAGUUUUCUAGUGAUGACAGUAGUGAUUGUGGAGAUUCUCAAGGCGCGCUCAUCUUUGAAUACCUUGAGAAUGACCGUCCAUAUUUUCGCGAACCUUUGGUUGACAAGAUUGUGGAUCUUGCUAAACAAUUUCCUGUUUUGAGGACAAUUAGAAGUUGUGAUCUUCUUCCAGAAAGUUGGUUUUCUGUUGCAUGGUACCCAAUUUAUAGGAUACCAGUUGGGCCAACUCUGACUGAUCUUGAUGCUUGCUUUCUCACGUUUCAUUUUCUUUCUACUCCUAUGAAAGGCACUGCUCGUAGACCUAUCAUAACUAAACAAAAGAUCUCUCUUCCAGUAUUUGGCCUUGCAUCCCUCAAGUGCCAUAGCUCCUUAUGGACUUCUAAUGGUGAAUCCGAUGGGAAGCUUGCCCAUACCUUAUUCCAAGCUGCAGAUAAGUGGUUGCGACUCCUUAAAACAAACCUGCCAGAUUACAGUUUCUUUGUAUCUCGGUACUGAUUACAAAGCCUUUUUGAGCUUCUUUUCCAUCUCCUUUGAUGGAGCCUUCUGGUUAUACAUGACCUGCUGCAAGGGCUCUGCACAUUCCUCAUAAACCCGUUUUUUUUUUAUUUGCUAAGGUGCUGUCAUUUAUGAAUAUCAAAAAAAAAAAAAAGUUAAAAAAUGAUAAAAGCUAAAAAAAAAGAGGAAAUGUUGAUUCUCGCAUUAUUCAGGUGGAGAAUCUUGAAAAUAAUUGUACCGUCGGUGCAAAUUAAGAGGAGGAUUGCACGGCAGUGAUACUGCUGGUGAGCAAAACCAUGGCUAAUUCGUUCUGUUCUUACUUAUAACCUUUUCACCAUAUAAAUGGGCAUUUUUUUUUCCAAUGUCCUUCCUAGCUUGUUACGUUGGGUUACUUUGAUAUGCUUUUAUUUUAUUUUAUUUUAUCUUCCUGGUUUGAGCUUGCAACAGUGGAGUUCUUCUAUUGAAUUCCUGAUGUUAUUCAUAUUUGUUUCAGGCUUUCAGAUGAUGUACUGUAAAUGGAAUACUUCAGUUAUGAAAAUUUGAUUUUCUGAA
Molecule: messenger RNA, 1223 nt
Organism: Dendrobium catenatum
Lineage: Eukaryota; Viridiplantae; Streptophyta; Magnoliopsida; Asparagales; Orchidaceae
Source: RefSeq, a predicted model, not a curated record